AUGUAUAAUAUACUUAUUGAUGGUGCAAGUAAAAGUGGGAAGUUUGAUAUUGCAAGGAACCUUUUCAAUGACCUAACUGUUAAAGGUUUGCAACCGAAUGUUUGGACAUAUAAUACAAUGAUCAGUGGUUUUUGUCGGGAAGGAUUAGUGAGUGAAGCAAAAGAGUUUUUUCUUAAGAUGGAGGAAAGGGGCUGCCAGCCGGAUAGUGUGACUUACAAUGUUCUUCUCCAAGGAAUUUUAAAGUAUGUUCAUCAUGAUAUGGUAGAGAUGCUUUUCCUGGAAAUGGAAGGAAAAGGCUUCUCACUUGAUGCUUCAACUGUAUCAAUGUUACUUGAUCAUAUAAAAGCUAGAUCUUUAGAUGCUUCUUUGCUUAAGCUGAUUGGUAAGCUUGUGCCAAAGGAAGAAGUGGAUGCUUCUUGUUUUACUGUGUAG
Lactuca saligna is the source of this 432-nucleotide messenger RNA. The record is from the annotation of a GenBank genome assembly. Lineage: Eukaryota; Viridiplantae; Streptophyta; Magnoliopsida; Asterales; Asteraceae.